AUUUGUGAUGAUCACAAAAACACUUAUCCUCAUCGCUUCCAAACCCAAUGACUCCUUCAAUUUUGCAGUGGAUAUGUAUGACACUCUGUCUCAGCAACAUCAAAGUAGUUUACUCCAUCGACACUCUGAAACAAGGAGACAGUCUGAACUCAUCAUCUCAACUGGAUUGCCGCAACGGCCGCUUCACCUUACGCUUCUACACCCCUGCCCCUGAAGCCGAUCCACUAGCAAAAAACACUUACAUAGCUGUCGUGUUCAAGGAAACUUACAGAGCAGUGUAUAUUGCCAACCGAGACGACCCGAUCUCAAAAGAAUCCACUUCCGUGCUGACUCUCGGCACCAGAGGCGACCUCACCAUCACCCGCCAUGGCGGUCAUCCCAUCCACGUCUACAACGGCCUAUCCCAAACCACUACCAACAUAACCGCCACUCUCUUGAAUAAUGGGAAUUUCAUAGUUCGCUCAAAUGGUACUCAAGUGUUAUGGCAGAGCUACGAUCACCCCACCGACACUCUUCUCUCAGGAAUGAAACUGUCGGCUAACAAAAGGAUCACUUCAUGGCUCACGCCGUCUAAUCCGGCGUCCGGCCCUUUCACUCCGGAGUGGGAGCCGAGCCCAGGCGAGCUAGUCAUCAGACGGCGAGGGAUGGCCUACUGGAGGAGCGGAUACCUCGUGGACUAUGACUCCUACUCUUUUAAGAAUGUCAAGAAUUUCGAGAAUUUCUAUUUGGGCAUUGAUCCUUUGAACAUCAACUAUAACUUAACCAGCGAAGGAGACUACUUCAUGUAUACAGUGAUCUACAUCAAAUGGUUGACAAUGGACGAACGGAAGGCUACUUCAGGGUGGGUGCUGGAUGAGGCGGGGAACAUAACAGUCAUGGACAGGGGUUUCGUCCUGGUUAUGGCCAGUGUUUGCUACGGUUACAACUCUGGUAUUUAUGAUUACGACAAAGGGUGUGAGUUGUGGGAGCAGCCAAAGUGCUUGAAACGGCGUCAGGUGGUUGAUCUGAGGUCGGGAUACUUUACCUAUGCCAACAACACACCAGUGCUGAUACCUGCCGGCACCAGCGGGCCCCUCAGCCUGAGUGACUGCAGGGACACCUGCUGGAAAUGGGAUAAUUGUGAAUGUGUGGGCUAUCAAGGAGGAGACGGCUACGGCUGCAGCUAUUGGAUUGGUAGAGAUAUGAAGUGGGAGCAGGAUCUUUCAGGCAACUCGGAGAAGAUAUAUGUUAUUCAAUCUUCACCAAAAGUGAAAAGGAAGAAAAGAUUACAUGAACUCCUGACAUUGGAGGGAUAUACAGGAAGUUACGAGCUCGAGAAUAGAGGAACCAAUGGUCAUCAACUUCAGCUUUUCACUUAUGCAUCCAUCACAUCUGCCACAAACAACUUCUCCUGCAACAACAAACUGGGAGAGGGCGGUUUCGGCCCUGUUUAUAAGGGUAGAACACAAGAAGGCAAAGACAUAGCAGUGAAGCUUCUUUCGCGAAAGUCGGGACAAGGCUUGCUUGAGUUCAAAAAUGAGCUCAUACUCAUUUCUGAACUGCAACAUGUCAACCUUGUUAAGCUUAUAGGAUUCUGCAUUCACAAAGAUGACAAAAUGAUUAUAUAUGACUACAUGCCUAACAAAAGUCCAUCCGGUAGGGAGCAGUUAGAUUGGGAGAAACGGUUCAACAUCAUCGAGGGGACUGCUCAGGGGCUACUAUACCUCCACAAGUACUCCCGCCUCAGAAUCAUCCAUCGUGACAUGAAACCAAACAACAUACUACUUGAUCACAACAUGACUCCCAAGAUGUCUGAUUUUGGCCUUGCAAGAAUCUUCAAAGAAGACGCUGGUGAAGUCAACACAAACCGACGUGUUGGGACUUAUGGUUACAUGGCCCCUGAGUAUGCAAUGCAAGGCAUAUUCUCAGUCAAAUCUGAUGUGUAUAGUUAUGGAGUUUUGGUACUUGAUAUUGAAGGCCCUUUGAGCAUCGUGGAAUACGCAUGGGAGCUGUGGAGAAAAGAUGAUGCAUUGCAACUGAUGGAUCCAAUGUUGAGGGAGUCAUGUGUGUUAGAGCAGCUGCGGAAAUGCAUUCACAUUGGGCUUCUGUGUGUUGAGAAUUAUGCAGUGGAUCGACCAAACAUUGAAGAUGUUUUAUUCAUGCUCAAAAAUGAGACAGCAACUCUGCCUAUGCCCAAAAAUCCAGCAUUUAUUACAAGAAAUAGUGUGUUUCAAGAAGUGGACAAAACUACACCACAACAGUUAUCAGACAAUCAAGUCACACUUUCUCAGUUAUCAGGAAGAUAGAACAUAACUGUCCAGUUUUUGAUGUUUUACCUCAUAAACUAUGUAAUGAACUCAAAAAAAAUUCAGUUACCCUGAUUAUGUACCAUUCAAUACGGACAUUGUUUAAUUUUGGAGGGUUAAUUGAAUUCAUAA
Molecule: messenger RNA, 2417 nt
Organism: Salvia hispanica
Lineage: Eukaryota; Viridiplantae; Streptophyta; Magnoliopsida; Lamiales; Lamiaceae
Source: RefSeq, a predicted model, not a curated record